UCAUCAUCAUUAGGACUAGUAGCUGCCCAACCACAUUUGUACAAACCUGCAGAAUGUCUCGCAGACAAUCAUGGUGUGUUACCCUAUGGCACCUCAAACAGUGUCCUAAGCCGUCGAUAGAAAUUGCUCGACAUGAGGUCUGCGAUAGCAGAGAGAUUGACAGGGACAUCAAUAUCAUCCUCUUGGCAAUCAUAACGAUGAAGAUCUUCAUCGCACUCCACCUCAACAUCCUGUCUUGCUCGCACCGCUCUGCGUCAAUGCGAGAAUGAAAAUUGAAGGAGCUGCAACUGUGGCUGGGUCCACUUGCGAGCCAACGACAACGACAUGGAGUAUCGGAAGCGUCAGGAUCGGUUUUGAUUUUACUCUCGAGGUAGAGCAUGUGUAUUCGGUCCACGUGAUAACUGCAGAUUUCAAACCCACACCAUGGGCAGAAGAGAUGACUGAAUAUAUGUGUGGCCAAGUCCGACGAGAGAUUAUUGACCGCAGUGAAAAUUUCCUUGGGAAGAGCGCGCGACACAGCCGAAGCGCGUUAAGCGACAUGCUGGUGCUCUCUGUAGGCAUUGCAGGCGAAUCCCCUGGAUUUAUGUUGGAAGAAAGAGUGGGAACGCCCAUCUGCACUGGGACGAUCAUGAAGGGGGUGCAGGCUCAACAGAACAUGACAAGUGGUAUCAAACAACAGCCAGAGGAAGUUCGCCUGUUCACGCGGCACAACAAGCAUAACGAGCAUCCUACUGGUAGUACUCACGAAGGCACAAUUCCUAGUUCAACUAAACUACAGCAUAUAUAUUAUGCGUCUGUACGCGGUAUGAGGUGGGAUGAUUUGAUAUUGCACCGAAAAACCACUUCAGGAGCUGCAAUGGGCAAUGCGGCGCCUGUACACAAUGAUGGAACGCGUUUCGAGGAACGAUCGACUUUACUACCAUCAGAUUAUCUGGUUGGGUACCACUGGAAGAAAAGAAAAGAAAGCCAGAGCGCUCGAGACUAUCAUAACUCGGAAAUUAGUGCUCUCCCUGCAAUCGCAACGAUGUCCACAUGCACAGAUAUCAUGAUUGCGUCUUGGCAUCCUUAUACUUAA
Suillus plorans is the source of this 1075-nucleotide messenger RNA. RefSeq lists its product as uncharacterized. Lineage: Eukaryota; Fungi; Basidiomycota; Agaricomycetes; Boletales; Suillaceae. The transcript is spliced from 8 exons. The record is from RefSeq and is a predicted model, not a curated record. Bases 266 to 1075 code for a protein of 269 amino acids.